Molecule: messenger RNA, 580 nt
Organism: Penaeus monodon (black tiger shrimp)
Lineage: Eukaryota; Metazoa; Arthropoda; Malacostraca; Decapoda; Penaeidae
Exons: 5
Coding region: 42-572 (176 amino acids)
Source: RefSeq, a predicted model, not a curated record
UGUGUGUAUAAUCAUGGUGAUUUUUUUUUUCAGGAGCAGAAAUGCGCCUGUUCCUUUUCCUUUUGGUAAUAACCCUUAUAGAGGGUUCUCGUUAUAAGGGAGACGGAGCAAUAGAAGGAGGAAAAGGAACCCACAGUAAACAACCGAGAGACAAGAAUGAAAUGGAAAGGAAAGAAACAAAAGUGAGCAGGAAUAUAGGAGUGAGCAAGAGGGCCGAAGGUGUCAAUGUCUUGAUGAAUGACGUCUGUGGAGACCAGAUCACCUUGGGUCACAAUGAAUCUGUUAUAAUCUACAGCAAUAACGAUCGGCAAUCUAGGUCAUGUAAGCUGAAUGUGAAGGCACCUCAAGGCUCCGAGAUCGGCUUUUCCUGUGUAUCAUUCAACAUCUUCAGUGGCAGCUGCAAAACGGAAUCCUUAGAGGUUAUCUAUAAAGUCAAUUCAGAAAAGACCAGCAUAAAGUACUGCGAAGUACGCGAGUCCUCAAGACAUGGCAGAUCCAACACAAAAACUGCGUCUCGAUACAAACGCAAAGACUUAAACAGCCAACCGUUAUUCGGAGAUUCUUCUGCGUAGUAAUUCAA